Messenger RNA from Stegodyphus dumicola, 1989 nucleotides. Its product is annotated as pescadillo homolog. Gene Ontology annotation, cellular component: nucleolus; PeBoW complex. Gene Ontology annotation, molecular function: RNA binding. The record is from RefSeq and is a predicted model, not a curated record. Lineage: Eukaryota; Metazoa; Arthropoda; Arachnida; Araneae; Eresidae. Gene Ontology annotation, biological process: maturation of LSU-rRNA from tricistronic rRNA transcript (SSU-rRNA, 5.8S rRNA, LSU-rRNA); ribosome biogenesis.
AUGUGUGAUUAAUUGAUUUUUUUUCUUUUUUAGGGUGAAAGUGGUACAGCUACCACAUAUGUUAGCCGAAAACAAGCGUUGCGGAAACUCCAGUUGUCUCUAAAAGAUUUUCGGCGACUCUGUAUAUUAAAAGGUAUUUAUCCAGUGGAGCCACGUCACAAGAAGAAAGCAAAUAAGAAUAAUUCUUCAAUUCAAACAUAUUAUUAUUUGAAAGAUAUUCAGUUUUUAGCACAUGAACCACUGAUCAAUAAAUUUCGCUCAUUUAAGGUUUUUAUUAAGCGUUUAAAAAAAGCAAUUGGGAAAAAGGAUCAGGAAGCCAGCUCACGAUUGAGGGCCAACCAGCCUUCUUUUAAACUUGAUCACAUAGUAAAAGAAAGGUAUCCUACUUUUGUUGAUGCCCUUAGAGACCUAGAUGAUGCAGUUUCUAUAUGCUUUCUCUUUAGCACGUUUCCAAAAACUAGAAAUGUUAAGCCUGAGCUUAUACAAUUAUGCAGAAGAUUGACAGUGGAAUUUCUUCAUUACAUUGUGGAAACAAGAUCUUUGAGGAAAGUGUUUAUCUCUAUCAAAGGCAUUUAUUAUCAAGCUGAAAUAAUGGGUCAACUCAUAACUUGGAUUGUACCACAUGCUUUAGGUUAUGCUAAACCUCCAGAUGUUGAUUUUAAAAUAAUGGUAACAUUUGCACAGUUCUACAGCACGAUGUUGGGCUUUAUCAACUACAAAUUAUACAAUUCCAUAAACAUGAUAUAUCCUCCCAAGGGUGCUGUGCAAAAGCUGGCUGGAAGACAUACUCAGUUACUGGAAAAUGCUACUUGCAAUUGCAGCAGGAAAAAGGGGAUACUGCACUUACUGGAAUAUAAUGUCCUUGACACAGUGACAUUCAUGCAAGACAAGGCACCUCCUCAUAUUACAGCUGAAAUGAAGCUAGCAAUGGAAAAUAUCCCAAAUAAGGAAUUGUUAGAAGGGGAAGAUGACUAUACAGAGUUUUUUGCUGCUUUGAACUUGAACUUAAAAUCUUCUGUAGAAGGUAGCACAGAGGAAGAAGUUCCAUUAGAUGAAUUUCCUGAAACUGAUGAUACAGAUGAAAUAAGAGACCAUAAAGCAAAUGAAGAAAAAAUAAAAAAGCUGAAAAAUUUAUUCUCUGGGUGUAAAAUAUUUUUAAAUCGUGAAGUACCUAAAGAAUCUUUAGUAUUUAUUAUAAGAUGUUUUGGUGGAGAAGUGUCAUUUGAUAAAACACUUUUUGUUGGAGCUACGUUUGAUGAAUCAGAUGAAUCAAUAACACAUCACAUUAUUGAUCGGCCAACUUUAACAAAGCAGUAUGCAAACAGGAUUUAUGUUCAACCUCAGUGGGUGUACGAUAGUGUAAAUGCGAGAAUGUUACUUCCUGUUGAAUUAUAUUUCCCUGGUGAAGUGCUUCCUCCUCAUUUGUCUCCUUUUGUAGAAGAAAAAGAAGGAGAUUAUGUGCCCCCUGAGAAAAAAGCUCUCGUUGAUCUACAAAAUGGAAUAAUCAAAGGUAUACGGCGACCUAUAGAAUCAUCUGAUGAAGAAUUAUCCGGAAAUGAUAGUUCUGAUGAAGAAAAAGAAGAUAAAGAAACUGAUAAUGAAAAGAAGAGGAAACUUGAAAAUGCUAAAACAGAAGGACAGAAGAAAAUGAAAGUCACUGAAGGUAUACCAGCUAAAGAAGAUCCUCUAAAACUUGCAGAAAAAGAAGCUGCUGAAGAAAAAAGAUUAGCCAUCAUGAUGAUGCCAAAGAAGACAAAACGAUUAUAUAAUAAAAUUGUAUAUGGUCAAAGACGAAAGAACAGAGAGGCUCAAAAACUGAAAGAAAAACGUGAAGAAUAUGAAAAGGAAAUGAAGAAACAAAAAAGACAAAUACUUAGUGCAUCUUAGAAUUGCAUUCAAUAACUUUCCUGCAUUGUAUAUAUUGCAUAUAAGAUACAUAAAGAUAGAUUGUGAAAUACAUUCUAUAAAUAUAUUGAUUUUUAUUAUGAA